Racocetra fulgida is the source of this 121-nucleotide messenger RNA. The record is from the annotation of a GenBank genome assembly. Lineage: Eukaryota; Fungi; Glomeromycota; Glomeromycetes; Diversisporales; Gigasporaceae.
AUGCUCAUCAAUGAGGAUGAUUAUAGUGAUAACGAUUACGAUAGCGAUGAUUAUAGUGAUAAUAAUUAUGACAGCGAAGAUUAUAGUGAUGAUAACAAUUAUGAUAGCAAUGAUGAUUAUA